UGGCCUCCGCAAGACGAAGAGUCGGAAAAAAGAGCUGAAGGGUGCGACGAAGAGAGACGUCCUUUUCCAACGAUCCUCUUGACUUCUGUACGAAAUUUUCGUCUGGUGUAUACCUUCUGUCAGUAACACAGGACAAGAGCAAAGAUGCGGCUGUCGAUGGUGGUCGAGUUGUUACUGAUCGUCCUUCUGAUCGCGUUCGCCGCUUACGGCAGAGUGAUCGAGCGCGAUGAGAAAGCAGAAGAUAGAGCGAUUAGGGAUGUGAGCGGUUCUGAACAGAGUAACGUCGGUGUAUCGACGUUAUCGUUGAAACAGGCAACCGACAACGUGAACAGAUAUUGCACUUGCAACGAGAACAUAUGCAAUUGCUGCAGAGACUUCCAUAUACCGCUGGUGCAAUUACAAGGACCAGGAUGUGCAUCAUUGCAAUACUUGCAAGGGGAUAAUUUGGCGGUGCAACUUAGCUUCGGUGAUAACAUUCUAACAAGCACAAUCGUAAAUGGAAAGAAUCCAAAGCCCGUAUGCGUCCCGUUACCUGGAGGGUUUACGAAAUUCUGUGGAAGAAUUUAUUCCAUUAAACGGGAUGCUAAAAAUCACUUCAAAGCCUGCCUUGGAUUGGAAUUACAAUCAGCGACAGAACUCGAGGCUAGUUUACGCGUUAGCUGCUUUAGAUUUGGCCCUGACGGUCUAAAGUUACGCCCAGCAGAACCACUUCCGGUAGUGGAAGCUGAGGUCCCGGAAGAAGACGACGAUGACGAUUUCUUUGGCCUCGGUUCGGACGAUGACGACGAAGACGAUGAUGCCGAGGAUAAUGCACCGUUGGCUAACUCCGUACCAAAUUCUUCCGCCGAAGAAGACGAGGAAGAAGACGACGACGAAGAUGUUCUUGGAUUCGGAGCUCUAUUAGAUAUCAUAACUGGCGAAGAUGAGACCGCAACGAAGAAACCAAAAGUAACCACGCCUCCGCCUCUUCUCCAUUUCACGAUUCCAAUUCUAAGUAAACCGACAUCGUCACCAGUAGAUUCUAACGUCGCAAGUAACGUUGCCACUAACGAUUCCGAAGAAGAGAACGAGUAUAAUCAAGAAUCCUCGAACAUGAGCGGAGAAGGCAAUAUCGAAAUAAAUGACGAAUCUACAGCGACCGAUACGACGGGUAGCGAAGCCGAAGAAAUCGUUACACAGGUCUCCAAUAAGAUAGCUUCGUACACGAUGCCGGAUAAAACACCGAUUAAGAAAUUCACAGCGGUUGAUACGAGUACGAAAAAGCCAAGCAUCACGAGCUCCAGCAUCAACGCAAUCGAAAAUGAAACGAACAAGAAGAAGAAACCCUUGAGGAAACCGAUUAAGGGCGAAGAAGACGACGAUGACGAUAUUCUAGGAGAUAGUCUGGACGACGAUGAUGACGACGACGACGAGGAUGAAGACAUUUUAAACGACGACGACGAUGAUAACGAGAAGGAUAGCGAAGCAGAGGAGGACGAAGAUGAGAAGGUUGACGGAAGUGAACACGAGAAUCACGAGGACGAAGACGAGAAAGGCGAGAUUGAAGAUUUAGAUGACGACGACGACGAAGAAGACGCAGUGAUCAGCGCGUUGGUUUAUGACGAAAAGGAGAAUGGAAAGAAGAAGGGCAAAGUGAAGAAGCAUCACCAAUCUUCCGAAGCUUACGACGAUGACUCGGAUUAUGAAUUAGGCUUGACCGGGCUUUUGGCAAGAAGCAGGCAUUCGAGAAACAGUCGCCAGAGCAAAGAAACGAGGUUCUAAGUCUUAUAUUUAUGCUCGUCCCGUUCUAUACACGUAUAGAAUAAUCAAAAGAAACCACGAGCCGAUAGUUUUCCAAAUACAUCAAUCGAUUAUCGGCGAAGAUUAAGUCCACAGUUUAAGUAACCGUUCAAGAUUGGACUUCUUUGUUAAAUCGAACAAUAUAUCGUUGACUAUGUUAAGAAGUAUGGAGACUGAUAGCUUCUUUUUUUUUUGAUAAGAAUCGUUCUAUUAUUUAAUUAACUACUAGUAGAUAACAACAGAUGUAUAAUACUUCUUGUAAAAAGCUUUUCUGCUAAUGUUAUUCGGACAUCAUGAUAAUAGAUAUGAUAGAGUUAUACGUAUUAAAAUGUAACUUUUAUAAAAAGUCGCCAUAUAAAUCUGUGCAAAUAAUUUAAUGCUAUUUAAGACAGUAAUUAAUGUAAUUUAUGUACGGUUAUAUAAUUAAUUUAUUGAAUUUGUAAUUAAACAUAUGCCCUUAUUAAACUUAUAUCUGCAUUAAAUAAACUUAUAUCAGCUUAUACACGAA
Bombus pyrosoma is the source of this 2287-nucleotide messenger RNA. Its product is annotated as mitotic apparatus protein p62. The transcript has 6 exons. The record is from RefSeq and is a predicted model, not a curated record. Lineage: Eukaryota; Metazoa; Arthropoda; Insecta; Hymenoptera; Apidae. The coding region runs from base 145 to 1761 and encodes 538 amino acids.